Monodelphis domestica (gray short-tailed opossum) is the source of this 6100-nucleotide messenger RNA. RefSeq names its product raftlin family member 2 (gene RFTN2). NCBI's taxonomy places the organism in Eukaryota, Metazoa, Chordata, Mammalia, Didelphimorphia, Didelphidae. The record is from RefSeq and is a predicted model, not a curated record.
GUUGAAAAUCAGAUUUUUUCAUUCCUUUACUCCAUCUAGCUCUCACUUUUUUUUUCCCUCCCUUGCCUUCUUUGGUGGUGGUGGAAAAGGGAGGCGGAGUAGAAUUUUGGAGGAAGACAGGAAAGCAAAGGAGAAUUGUUCGCUCCUGUAGGAGUACAUCUUCUAAUUGUAGGUAAUUACACUCAAGCCUCACGCCUGCCUUUAGAUUUCAGUGCUCCGGGACCUCCUUAGGAUUCCGCCAGCAGGGACGGACAAAGCACUCUCAGUGCCCUGUGCAACCGAGCCCUCGCAGUCAGGGGGCUGGCUAUAAAUUGACGUGGCAUGGAAAAUCUCGGCUAAGUUACUGGAGCUUGUGUGUUUCUCUAAGAUCAAGCCCGCUCUCCUGAAGCUGUCGCUUGACCAUGGGCUCGAUGCUUCCGCGUAAAAAUGGAUAGAAGAUACUGUCAGCUUUUUGCCGGGAACCCAAAAGUUUUCUCCCUGGAGGUUUAUGGCUUAGCCGUAAACAAAAUCCAAGCAGUUAAGUUGAUGACUUUCUUUUCGCAGCUCCAAGAACAGAAUUUGCAGCGCUUCCCUCUCUUUGCUGCAAUUUAAUUCCUCUCAGAUCUUGCCAUGGGGUGCGGACUUAGAAAACUAGAAGACCCUGAUGAUAGCAGCCCGGGAAAAAUAUUUUCGACACUGAAGAGACCACAAGUGGAAACAAAGACGGACUUUGCUUAUGAAUAUGUAUUGCUGGAUUUUACUUUAGAAGCUUCCUCAAAUCCAGAAGUUAUCAAGAUCAGCUCAAUUCUGGAUAUAGCACCAAAAGUUGAAGAAUAUUACGUUAAAGGCUAUACUGUAGAUGCUGUUCACCCUGUUAUAGUAUCUGUUGGACGAAGAAGACACUUGCCAGCAAGCCAUCUGUAUAGAGUUGUAUUGUCUCGCUUAAAAUUAAGCCAGACACAGACAACACCCAAAGGACAAGCCCGGCCCAGACUUGUAAUCGAGGAAUGUCCCUUGUCGUAUGAAACUCUAACAAAUGAAGGAGCAAAAGGGUUGAUAGAAAAGAUAAACGAAGCUGCUAAAAGAGGAAUGAAAUUUGUUGGAUUUGUAACACAACAUUGUCCUCAGUCUAAAGUUUGCAAUGGCACCAGCCCCGAUGGUGAUGUGGAAUCAGAGUCAAGCCUGUACAGAAUUCAAGAGCACCAGAGACACAACUCAGAUGAAAACUGUAAAAUUUGGAAUGAAGGAACUUUGAGUGGUCAGUCUUCUGAAAGUGGAAUUGAAGAAGAAAUUCAUCAUGAAAGUGGACUCUGGCAAAUGGGAAGAGAAGGAAGUCCUAUUCCCUCCAAAUCAAGAAAAGGAGAAGAUAAUAAAUUAUAUACAGUCUUCAAUGUUUUUGAUGAUGAAUCAACAUGCUGGACCUAUCAAGAAGGCAUUUUAUCAAUGAAAGUCACAAGGAAAGGAUCUGUAAUUAGUACACUAGAUGCUGACUGGCUAGAGCUGACUACAUUUUAUUAUAAACAAGGAUUAUCGUUAAUUGAUUCUUUUGUAUCCUGGGAAACUUCUAAAGAUCAUUUGUCCAAAUCUUUGGAAGGAUUAUUUAUAUAUGAAGAAGAAGGUUCUGGAGUGCCAGGCUCUAACAGGAAAGGAAAUGAUGCUAUUGUAGUAGAACAAUGGACCGUUAUUGAGGGCUGUGAAAUUAAAACUGAUUAUGGUCCCUUACUGCAUACUCUGGCGGAGUUUGGAUGGCUCUUGACGAGUGUACUUCCAACACCCAUAUUAAGACAUGACAGUGAAGGAAAUUUGGCUACAAAGCAGGUUGUAUUUCUUCAAAGACCUGUUAUGUGGAAUUCAGCUGUUCAAACACCAGAGGUUGUUUUUCUUGCUUAGAUUGGUGUCCUUGGCAGAGAUCAUGUGAUGUUAUCUUUCUUCUGAGCAAGAUCAAAGAUGCUGGGACCACUCACUAAAUAAUUAUCAAGACCAGCCAGAGCCCAUAAAGUGUUCUAAAGCAUAGAACAUAUCAUACUGCUUGAGAUCCCCACUUGCACAGGCAAAAAGUUUGUAGAGAAGCAAAGUUUAAAGGCAGGCAGUUAGGUGGCACAGUAAAUAGAGUGCCAAGCCUAGAAUUAGGAAAACUUCUCUUCUUGAAUUAAAAUACAGCCUUAGACAUUUCCUAGAUGUGCCACCCUAGACAAGUCAUUUACCCCUAUUUACCUCAGUUUUCUCAUUUGCCAAAUGAGCUAGAGAAGGAAAUGGCAAAGCACCCUAUUAUCUUUGUCAAGAUAACCCCAAAUGGGGUCACAAAGAAUAAGACAAGGCAGAACAAUAACAAAAAAGUUUAGAGAAGCAUUUUGGCUGUAGGACUAAGCAUAAACUAAAGCAGAUCCCAAUUAACCCCACCUUUCAUCUUGGACUAAGAUCUAAGUGAAAUGGAUAUGGAGUCUGCAGAAACAGACCAGUCCAGUGAUGACAAACCUUUUAGAGACCAAGUGCCCAAACUGCAUCCUCAUGCCACAUGUGAACCCCCACCUUCCCUUAUCCCAGACAGGGGAGGGAGAAAGUGCUCCCAUUGGGCUGCUGGGCAGAGGGGAGGGUGAAGUGAGAAAUGUCCUUAGGCACAAUGGAGAGCAUAAGAAAACAGCCCCCUCCAGCUCACCAUAGGUACCAUAGAUUUGCCAACAUGGAAUUAGACCAUUUACUCAUUGGAUCAUAAAUUCAGAGCUGAGAGGGAGCUCUCAAGGUCCCUUUAGCACUGAGAAGUGUUAAGUCAGCAAGGGCAUCAAAUCCAGACCCCUUAUUUUAGAAAUAAGGCAUCCAAAGCCUACAGAGGUAUGUGACUUGUCCCGAGCCCCCCAGCUGGUAAGUGUCUUAAACAAGAUCUUUGGCUACACAUUACAAAUUGCCUUGUCUGAGCUUCACACCACUAGCCUCUUAACAGAUGCCAGCUGUCUUGUUAUAAUUCCUGUGUGAACAUCUCUUAUGUUUCAGAAGAAAUCCAUGAGGCAGAUAAAAACAAGAGAAGAGAAAAGCAAAGUAACUAGCCGGAGCAUUGGGCUAGACACAGCUACUUCUCGCCCUGCAGAGAGCAGACACCCAUCUGAGGAAUGUCAUCUCUCUCCUUCUCAAGACCCUUGGACCAGAGAAGGGACCCCGGGCCCAUAUAGCAGCUUCUCUGGGGUCAGCAGCAAUGAUAGUGUUCUGAGGGAGCUGGAUGACGGACAAUACGAUCAGGAGGAUGGGGUGACACAGGUCACUUGUAUGUGAGCCUGCAUGUGAUACCUGCAGUCAAUGGACCUGUAAAUAAUCAUGGAGAUUUAAUUCAAUGGUGAAUUAAGUACAUUACUUCAUACAUUUUGAUGUAAGGCUGUGUGAUGCUCCAGUCUUGUGUCUUUUUUCCUUUGUUUGUUGGCUUUGGCUACUGCCCCUAAAUGCAGAACUAUUAUUAGUAAAUUCAUUAGAGUCAUGUUUAUGCUCCUGUCAACUAAGAACAUCUGUUCAGGGCAAGAUGUUUAGUUUUUUAAGAAAUAAUGUCCUUCCAUUUUACGUGUUUGUGUGAAUUCCAUCGUUUGACAUUUCUUAUACUCACCUCAGACAACUACUGUUCAGAAUAACAGUCCUUUGGAAAACUACUUAUCACCCUGCCCCACCCCAAAGGGUCUAAAAAUAGUUCUGAAAUAAAGAAUUUCCUAGUAGUUAUUCUCCUACAUGUAGACAUCCACCAGUUUAUCUUUAGUGCAGCAUGUAUGUACUUUAUAGCAACUCCUAUGCAUUCAAAUAUUUCUGCAAAAAAUGUCCCUUUGUGUACAUCGUUGCUUCACCAAGAAUGCUAUAUUAUUCAAUGAUUUCAUUUAGAUGAGGUACUGCUCUUCUAGACAUCAGAAAAUAACCAUAGCAGAACAACACUCACCAUCUCAAAAUAAAGGAGGGAAAACUUAGGGAGAGUGUAAUUUUUCUUUAUUAAAAAAUCAGAAAAUAACAAAGCAACAAAUGAAAAGCAAAAUUUUCAUCUUUAGAUUUUAAUGAUUUUCUCCUUUUCUUUAUCGAAAUCAAGAAAUCUAUGAAACAGCUUUUUCAGGCCUGGAAAUUCAGCUACUGAAGAGGAUGGGUAUUCAGAACACUUCAGAUAAAAUACUUUGACUUGCUAGUUCCAACCAAUGACUUUUCCUUGGCCCAAGAAAUAUAAAUGGGUGCCUUCACCAUUGCUCAAACUGAGUCUGGGAUAAAUGAAGAUGAAACUCAUGAAAAAGAAUUUUUGUCUACUUGUUGCAGGAGAAAGCAAGACUUGGGAGUCAUAGAAAUGAAGGUAUUAUGGAAUCUUCAAGAGAAUUCCAACUAGCCUAACUUUUAUAGAUUUCUGCCUGUUGUUCAGCUUAACAUCAUUGAUACUGAGUUCUAAAGAAGGUUUGAGUAAUAAAGGGUCAUUUAAUUGGCAUUAAAUUUUUUGAUUUAGUAGAAGAGUAUAGCCAUUGAAUGGAUAUAUAUGUUUAAUAUGUAUUCAUAAAUGAAUGUGUCGCAUAUAAAAAUAUAUGAAAUAAUUGUGUUACAUGAUGGGAAAGAAAGCCCCCCACAAGAAAAUCUAGCAUUAUCCAUGAUGGGUUUAACAUAAAGUUAUCCCAAAUUUUCUUUUUUCUUUUUCAAAACUCCUUUCUGCCUGUCUUAGAAUCAAUCCUGUGUAUUGGUUCCAAAGCAGGAGUUGUAAGGGCUAGGCAGUGUGUGUUAAGUGACUUGCCCAGGGUCAUACAUUUUCAAAAAAGAAAAGAAGAAAAAAUUUCCCUGCAUCAAAACCUUCACAAUGAAUUACUCUUCCAGAAGCUUAGUAUAGAAUAUUCAGCCUUGCUGCUUUUGUAUGCAUAACUAGAGAUAAUAUUAACAGAAACAUGUCAGGUUGUUUAGAGGAUAAUAAUAGCUAGCUAGCAUUUACAUAGCAUUUUAAGGUUUACAAAAGCACUUUACCAAGAUUAUUUCAUUUUAUCCUCACAACAACCUGAGAGGUAGGUGCUAUUAUAUUAUCUCUAUUUUACCUCAGAUGAGGAAACUGAGAUAGAUAAUGGUUAAAUGACUUGGCCAAGGUAGCAUGAGUAGUAAGUGCCUGAAAUUGGAUUUAAACUCAGAUGUUCCUGACUCCAGGUCUCGUGCUCUAUCUAGUGAACCAUCUGGCAUCUGAAAUAAAUAUGCAAGAGUUAAUGGACUUUCAUAGGAGUCUUUUAGAGUCUUCAAGAUGUCCUAAAGUUUUGACAUGAUUUUAAAAAAUCAGUUACCAAGUCUUCACCAUUCCACCUUUACAAUAUCUCUUGAAUCCAUCUCUUUCAUUCUACUCCCAGGGAAAUUCCCCUAGAUCAGGACCUCAUCACCUCUCACCUGAUCUAUUGCAAUAAUAUCCUCAAUGGUCUCCCUGCCUUAAAUAUUUCUCCUCUCCAAUCUAUUUUCCACAUACCUGCUAGAUAUUCUUAAAGCACAGGUCUAACCAUAUGACUGUCCUGCUCAAAAAGUUCCACUGGCUAUUCCACUAUUCCACUAUUGCCUCUAGGACAAAUAUAAACCUUUCUGUUUAAAACCCUUCACAGUCUGGCUUCUGCCUUUUUUCUGAGCUCAUCACACAUCUGCUACACAUCAUAAACUCCACAGUCCAGUCAAACUGAUUAUCCAGUCAAAGUGACCUUGCUAUUGCCUGUACAAGACAUUCCACCCCUAGCUAUGUACCUCUUUGGAAGGUCGGAGCCAAGAUGGAGGCUUAGUAACAACUCCUAUCUAUGUACCUCUUUGAACAAAUGGUCCUCUAUGCCUGAAAUGUUCUCCCUCUUUACCUCAGCCUUUCAGAUUCCCUAGGUUCCUUCCAGGCUCAAUUCAAGCCCUAUCUCCUAUGGAAGACCUUUCCUGAUACCUCCCAAUUAUUAGACCCCCUCUACCUGUAAAUUCAAUCACACUGUAUUUGCUUUGUAUAUAUUUUGUCAGUAUUUAUCUGUAUACUUGUCCAUCUCCCCUUCAUCACCACAGGGUAGAAUGUAAGCUCCUUGAGGGCAAGGACUGUUUUUGCUUUUGUCUUUGUAUCCCCAGCUUAAGCAUUAUUUAGGAGGCACUUAAUCAAGACUCAUUAAAUAAAUAAAAGAAUGAAUAGACUACA